This is a messenger RNA of Cephus cinctus (wheat stem sawfly), 5125 nucleotides long. RefSeq names its product mediator of RNA polymerase II transcription subunit 23 (gene MED23). Gene Ontology annotation, biological process: positive regulation of gene expression; regulation of transcription by RNA polymerase II. Gene Ontology annotation, cellular component: mediator complex; transcription regulator complex. The transcript has 21 exons. Lineage: Eukaryota; Metazoa; Arthropoda; Insecta; Hymenoptera; Cephidae. Bases 1 to 4071 code for a protein of 1356 amino acids. The record is from RefSeq and is a predicted model, not a curated record.
AUGAGUAGUGAAACGCAAAUCGCAAGUAUUGUUAAUGACAUACUGAAAGUGGAGGCUAUCGAAGAAGCAUUUAGUUGUGUACUUGUCCAUCAUCCAGACAGUGAGAGUGAAAAAAUCAAAACAUGGCAAUCAGAAUUAUCUUCUGCAAUGACUGGAUUAACUCCAGAACAAAAGGAGACUGCUGUUCGUCAAUUUCUUUCCAUGGCAGCUGCUAUGACAAAUCAUAGUAGAUUGCAAUUGUUAUUGUCCCUCCUUGAAAAUUUAGUUAACAAGAAUGUUUUACCAGCCAGAUUGGUUUGCGAAUGUAUUUUAAGUUGUGAUAAACUUCAAUACCAGUUGGAAGACUUUUGGGUCGAAUCUUUUAUUCUUAUAAGACAUAUUAUUGGCGGAGUAGAUUACAAAGGUGUCAGAGAGAUUAUGAAGGGAUGUAGAGAGAGAGCUCAAACUAUUCCAGCAAGAUUAAACACAUCGGUCCAACCACAAUUAAAAGCGCUUGAAAAUGUUAUUGAAUACAUUUUUGACAGAAAUGCUUGUCUGUUGCCUGGCUACUUUAUAGUCAAUGAAAUACAAAAAGCUUAUCCUGACAAUAAAAAUUGGCCCCACUGGAAGUUGGCUAAAUUAUUAUCCAGUUUUGUUGAAAGUUUUCGAGCAACUGCACAGAUGGUAUCGAUAAUUGGACACUCAAAGAUGCUACCAGUUGUUGAACAUACUGGAUACGCUGAUCAUUUGAUCAAUCCAUGGUUACUGGAUCCUACCACUCUAAAAUUUUCUCUCAAAGGAAAUCUCCCUUACGACCAAGAUUUGCUUAAACCUCAAACAGAGUUACUUCGAUACGUCUUGGAGCAACCGUACAGCAGAGACAUGGUCUGCUCCAUGCUUGGUCUACAGAAACAACACAAACAACGAUGCAUUGCACUAGAGGAACAGCUAGUGGAGCUUGUCAUUUUGGCGAUGGAGAGGUCAGAAAAUGAUCCUCCACCUGCAGAAGGUACUGAUGGUACCGUUGCGAACCAUUGGGUCUGGUUGCAUCUGUCAUCGCAACUCAUAUAUUUUGUACUUUUUCAAUUCGCCUGUUUCCCAAACAUUGUAAUGGCAAUACAUGACAAACUAGCAGGUCGAGAAUUACGAAAGGGACGAGAUCAUCUGAUGUGGGUUUUAUUACAAUUUAUUUCUGGAAGUAUUCAGCGAAAUCCACUUACAAAUUUCUUGCCAGUACUUAAGUUAUACGAUCUUCUCUACCCUGAAAAAGACCCUCUACCAGUGCCUGACUUUAGUCAAGCGUUAUGCACUCACCAAAUGGCUAUCACAUGUAUUUGGAUCCAUUUACUCAAGAAAGCCCAAUCGGAGCAUGUUAACAUUCACAGACCUAUUCCACAUACUCUUAAAGUUCACCACGAAUUCCUCCAGCAUCUUGUCAUGCCAAACACAUCAUUGUGUAUGGGAUCGGACUACAGAAUUGCCCUUCUAUGUAAUGCUUAUUCGACAAACCAAGAAUAUUUCUCAAGACCUAUGAGUGCACUCGUUGACACUAUAUUAGGAACACAAAAAAGUCAGCAACAACAACCACUGCAACCUCUGCAGAAUAAUGCAGCACUUGCCAAUGGACCUACGACUCCAUUGUCUAUGUCAAUUCUAGACUCUUUAACGGUUCAUUCCAAAAUGAGUUUGAUACAUAGUAUCGUUACACACGUAAUCAAAUUAGCUCAAUCCAAAAGCAACAUGGCUUUGGCACCAGCUCUCGUAGAAACUUACAGCAGACUGUUGGUCUAUACAGAAAUCGAGAGUCUUGGAAUCAAAGGCUUCAUAAGUCAAUUGUUACCGACUGUAUUCAAAUCCCACGCAUGGGGAACACUGUACACUCUACUGGAAAUGUUCAGCUACAGAAUGCAUCACAUACAGCCGCAUUACAGAGUCCAACUCUUGUCACAUCUUCAUAGUCUUGCUGCUGUGCCUCAAACUAAUCAGACUCAGCUGCACUUAUGCGUUGAAAGUACUGCCCUUCGGUUAAUUACUGGCUUGGGAUCUGCUGAGGUACAACCGCAAUUAUCACGAUUCCUAUCAGAACCGAAAACACUUGUGUCCUCAGAAUCCGAAGAACUUAACAGAGCAUUGGUUCUUACUCUUGCAAGGUCAAUGCAUGUGACAGGAACGGGUGCUGAUACUCUUAGUGGUACAUGGUGUAAAGAAUUGUUAAACACUAUCAUGCAAAACACACCACAUUCUUGGGCUAUGCAUACACUGCAGUGUUUUCCACCGGUGCUCAGUGAAUUCUUCCAACAGAAUAGUGUCGCUAAGGAAAAUAAACAGCAAAUAAAGAAAGCAGUAGAAGAGGAAUAUAGAAAUUGGGCAUCGAUGAGUAAUGAAAAUGAUAUAAUAGCACAUUUUUCUGUGCCUGGUACACCUCCAUUAUUUUUAUGUCUAUUGUGGAAAAUGAUUCUUGAGACUGAUCGAAUUAGCCCAAUCGCUUACAAAAUCUUAGAGAGGAUAGGAGCAAGAGCUUUAUCAGCUCAUCUUCGAAAGUUCUGUGAUUACCUAGUGUUUGAGUUUGCUAAUAGUGUUGGUGGACAACACGUGAACAAGUGUGUAGAUACUAUUAACGAUAUGAUCUGGAAAUAUAAUAUAGUGACGAUAGAUAGGUUGGUUCUGUGUUUGGCUCUAAGAACGCAAGAGGGCAGUGAGGCUCAAGUCUGCUUUUUUAUCAUUCAAUUACUUCUUCUGAAAGCACCAGAAUUCCGCAACAGAGUGCAGGAAUUUGUAAAAGAGAAUUCACCAGAGCAUUGGAAGCAAUCAAACUGGCACGAGAAGCAUCUUGCGUUCCAUAGAAAGUAUCCUGAGAAAUUUGCACCCGAAGGUAUCAUGGAACAAACUAGUGGUGGUCCGAGUCAAUAUCAAAGUCUACCAGUAUAUUUUGGAAAUGUAUGCUUAAGAUUUUUACCAGUAUUUGAUAUCGUGGUACACAGAUACCUAGAGAUACCGCCAGUAUCUAAGAGCUUGGAAAUACUGUUGGAGCACCUAGGAUGCCUUUACAAAUUUCAUGAUCGACCUGUAACGUAUUUAUACAACACGUUACAUUAUUACGAAAGAAAAUUGCGAGAUAGGCCGCCAUUAAAACGUCGUUUAGUAUCAGCUGUGUUAGGAUCCUUACGAGAAAUUCGUGCACCAGGUUGGGCACUGUCAGAAGCUUAUCAAGUGUAUAUGGCUCGCUCUACGGAUGACAGUGUUACUUGGGUACCUGAAUUAGAUUAUUAUGUUAGACUGGUGCAGCGAAUCGUGGAAACAAUGUCAGGAACGGCACACUUCCCAGCCACCGAUUGGAGAUUCAACGAAUUUCCUAAUCCAGCUGCUCAUGCACUCUACGUUACCUGCGUUGAACUAAUGGCUGUACCAGUUGCACCGAACCUGGUGGCCAAUUCUUUGCUGGAUGUCGUUGCCAAAGGAUACACUGUGGUUCCGUCUAAAGAAAUUCAUCUCUGGAUCAAUUGCGUAGGACUACUAUUGGCAGCAUUGCCUGAAUGCUAUUGGUCAGCACUUCACGAUCGACUUGUGGAAACAAUAAAUAGCCCUGGAUUAGCAAACUGGCAAUACAACAAUCUUACGCCAUUCCAGAUGUUCAAUUUUAACAUAACGCACAACAGUCUCUUGGAGAAUAAAUAUAGUUAUAUGCUCGCGUUAGCUCAUUCCAUUUGGCAUCAUGCUGGAGUCGGACAAAUCACGACAAUGCCACAAUUCAUUAAGGAGAAACUACAGCCUGUUGUCAGUAGCGAGGAGCAAUUAAUAUUUGCUUGUCAUUUAAUUGGACCCACUUUAGCAAGAUUUAAUGCAGAAAGGCCAAGAUGUGUUGUCGAACUGGCUGUCAGUUUAUAUGAAAUGCUGGAGCAAGUUGAUCGGACACAAUCUCACUUAAAAUACAUGGAUCCAAUAUGUGAUCUACUUUAUCAUAUAAAAUAUAUGUUUGUCGGAGACAUGAUGAAAACUGAUGUGGAAUGCAUAAUAAGACGAUUGAGGCCAGCAUUGCAGAUGCGUCUACGUUUUAUUGCGCACCUGAAUAUAGAGGAGAUUAAUUCCUCCUGAGGAAAAACAACAGUGCCGCAAAUGUUACCGUGUCCAGUUAAUCGAGAUCAACUACAACAGCAACAACAACAACAGCAACAACAACCACAACCUCAACCAUUGCCAACAACAUCAGGUCAGUCGGUGACAUUUGCAUCAGCCGGAAGUCAAGCAGAAUCAACAAGUGCUCCGUAAUUAAUGAAAAGAUAUUUCAAUUUUUCUAAUGAGUGACAUGCAUGAUAUAUUGAACACUGAAGUGCUAACGAGAAAUCUACCAGAGAUUUCUUGCCAACUUAUUUACUUUGAUCGGAGUAAAUAUAGUGGGGGAUAACAGAUACUGUUACGUAAGCUAAUAACUACAAUUAAUCAGUCGCGUAAUCACUACAGUAAAUGUAGGUUUUAAAAUGGAUUAAUUAGUUCAGUGCUGGAAAUGAAACACAAGACAAUGUGUAUAUUGUGAUUAAUAUAUAUCUAUAUACAAUGCAUAAUAUACAAGCUUAUCCAAUUCAACUGCAUUAGUCAACGUUUGACAGAUCUCAUGCUAUACUUUUUGGUAAUACGUUUUUAUUGUUAAAAACACUUUUUCAAAAUUUAAUAUUCAAUGCGUUUGAAUUAGAAUAAUCUUGGAUAUUAACCACCUUGUUGAUUACUACAAAACAUACUACGAUAUCUUUUUCAAAAUUUCUACAUGUUAAUACGAAACGUAGAUUAAAUAGUGGGAUUGGGUAAUCAUUGAGAAGUACGAAUGUAUUUCAUUACGGUAAACUAUACUGUAAUGGCCUUGGGGUGACUCUGAGGAUGACUGGUGAAUUACGAGAUUAGGAAAUAAGGGCGAAUAUGCAGUAUCAACAUAAUUUCUCUUUCAAAUGUAUUCAGUAUUGAUAACAGGCCAAUAAUAAAUAUUUAUAAAAUUUUAUGGAAAAUAAAUACUGUAAUAAUUAAUAGCUUGGAAUAUCGUAUGUAUGGAUAAUAGUACAGUUGUAGAACUGCACAUGGAACUUAUGUAUAAUGGAAAUUAUGUAUGUAUGUCUCUGAUAAGCGUAGAUAUUUUGCAAAUAUACUUUUUUUUACGAAA